Molecule: messenger RNA, 968 nt
Organism: Cajanus cajan (pigeon pea)
Lineage: Eukaryota; Viridiplantae; Streptophyta; Magnoliopsida; Fabales; Fabaceae
Product: monooxygenase 1
Molecular function (GO): FAD binding
Source: RefSeq, a predicted model, not a curated record
UCAUAUCUCUUAACGAGACUGCACCAUUGGAAUUUUCAUUUGGGGUUAGUCAGGAAAUUCGCUGCCUAAAGCGUACUGAUCUGAUCAAAGCCAUGGCUGAUAAUUUACCAAUAGGGACUGUACGUACCAAUUGUCAAGUUCUUUCCAUUGAAAUAGAUCCUUUAACACAUUAUCCACAACUUAUGCUUAGCAAUGGAAGUAUCCUUCAAGCUAAGGUUGUGAUUGGAUGUGAUGGCGUGAACUCUAUUAUUGCAAGUAUGUUUGGGUUACACCGAACCAAGCUCUUGAUCUUCUCAACAUGUGUUGCACGAGGCUUCACAAAUUAUCCAAAUGGUCACCAAUAUGGCAGUGAGUUUGCUGUGAUAAACAAAGCUCAAGUCCAGCUCGGAAGGUUGCCAAUAUCUGACAAACUUGUUUAUUGGUUUGUCACAAGGCUUAGGACUCCUCAAGAUGCAACAAAUUGGAAAGACCCGAUUCUUAUUAGACAAUCAUUAAUGGAAUCAAUGAAAGGUUUCCCAGAAGAGGUAGUGGACAUGAUACGAAAUUGCAAGUUGAGUGACUUGCACCUCACUGAGUUGAAGUAUAGAGCACCGUGGGAAUUGGUCUUUAACAACUUGAGGGAUGGAACAGUAACAAUUGCUGGUGACGCAAUGCAUGCGAUGGGGCCAUUCAUUGCACAGGGUGGCUCAGCCUCCAUUGAAGAUGCCAUUGUUAUUGCUAAAUGCUUGUCACAAAAGAUGCACAAUACUAAGAAAAAGGAAAUUAACGUUAGAGUUGCAAAGGAAGCAUUUGAUGAAUAUGUGAAAGAAAGGAGAAGGAGACUCUUUUGGCUCUCUUUGCAUUCAUUUCUUAUUGGGAAGAAGCUUGACACAAAAUCAUCCAUAGUGAGAUUUAUUAUCCAUGCAAUCGUGUCCGUUUUUUUUACAGACCCUAACUGGCAUACUCACUAUCAUUGUGGAAAUCUAUGA